Molecule: messenger RNA, 1843 nt
Organism: Xenia sp. Carnegie-2017
Lineage: Eukaryota; Metazoa; Cnidaria; Anthozoa; Malacalcyonacea; Xeniidae
Exons: 5
Coding region: 612-1610 (332 amino acids)
Source: RefSeq, a predicted model, not a curated record
UCCUUAUGAACUGUGGUUUGAAAAUUUACAUACGAAGUGGAUCUUUGCUACUUACAACUAAUGAUAAAGCGACAGGAACAUUGACACAGGAAACACGGUUCAUUAAAAUUCAAAGAAAUCGUUAUUAAGUGUGACUUGGCUAAAUCACUUCAGCCAGGCAGUUAACGUGUCAAAGCAAACUGUCGUAUUGACUAUUUCAAGAAGGUGAAUUUCAAGAUUAUUGCAUUCAGAAAACACUAUGUGUUGUCGGUGUUUGAAAACAGCGUUUUACGUCAUAAUGUUCACUUGUUUGACGACCGUUGUUGCAGAAUGUCCUCCAAAUUGGACACGAAGUGACCAUGGUUGUUUCCAUAAAGUAGUUACUCGCGAUAAAGUCGAUUGGAGCGAGGCUAAAGAACGAUGUGAGAACGAUUACAAAGCUGAACUUGCGAGAAUCGACUCGAAAGAGCAAAGUGAUACCUUAGAUAAUUUGUUGAAUCAUGUUGAAAGUUGGAUCGGUUUGAAAGCGAAUGCCAAUUCAUCUUUAAAGGGAGUAAAUGGUGAAAAGCCAAAAUUUCUACCAAAUAGUUUGAAUAGGAAUUACUCGCCCAACGUGCGUUGCAAUAAGGCGAAUGAGGAUUUUGGAAGAAAAUAAAUGUGAUAAAAGUUAUAACUAUACAUGUGAAAAGUUGCAAAAACCUGGCCAGUGUGAAACAUUUAACAAGACCUGCUACACCAUUUCGCAGAAGAAAUCCAAUUUCAGUUCAUCGCUUUUGUCAUGUGAGUCGAAACAGGAAAGUAUUAUAGAAAUUUCCAAGAAAGCCGAAUACAACUUCAUAAAACAGGAGUUUGGUGGACGAAACCUCGACGUUUGGCUAGGCGUCGUAAAACCUAUCAACUCUUCAAGUUACCAGUACUUAAAAGGCAAUAAGUCUGCGGAUCUGUCUGAACUAGAUGAUGAAUUUAAAGUCAAAGCAAAAUUGAGCGAACGCUUUUGUAUAACUAUAAAAAUAACAAAGAACCUGAAUUUCAUAGAAAAACAGUGUGACUUCAGACUAAGUUCUUAUGUUUGCUAUAAGAAAAUGAAACAAGCUACAGCAAUUGAGCUGAUGAUUCUUAAAAACAUCUCGAGCAAAAUAGUUCAAGCACAAGCUGGCGAAACUGUUAACCUUCGAUGUGCUGCUACAGGAAUGUCCAAUAUGAAAUUUUCCUGGUCAAAAGAUGGCAGAGGCCUUGAAAACGUUCUUGAAACUUACGAAGGUAAUCAAAGUACCAUCGUAUCUGUUACAAUAAGGAAUAACAAAGAUUUUGGUAAAUAUAAAUGCACCAUUAAAGAUGGAUUUUCCGAACGGAAUUUGACGAUUUGGGUCGAGAAUUGGAGUGAAGGUGGUUCGAACGACGACAAAGUCUUGUUAACAGUGACGAUAACAUUGACAGUUUUCGUUGUGAUAUUAAUCGCCAUUAUCUUUUGCUGCUUUAAACAUAACAAGCAAUUAAAACGCAGCUUAAAGAGGAGUAAUGAUUCAGGAGUUGAAAUGACCAACGCUUCAAAUGAUAGAAGAGAAGAGCAAACAACGAAAGGCUACGAGGAUGGCACGAUAGGGAACGAAAUGUCUCAAUACACUCUCUAAGGAGAGAAAAUGGCGAGCUUGAAGAAGACAACUUUUACUCGCCUCUUCAAGAAGCACCUCAAUAUGUCAACGUCAGUGAAAUAAAAAACUCUAUCUGAUUCAUUGGCUUUUAAUGCAGACUUUUAUAAGUUAAAAUUAUAGUGAAAUCUUCAUCAUUUUGUGUUCAUUAAAAAAAGUGAUAAGAAGUAGGCAAUAUAUGGUAAUUUAAUAGAAUUUGAUUUACAUUUGAGUAA